This is a messenger RNA of Prorocentrum cordatum, 2226 nucleotides long. The record is from the annotation of a GenBank genome assembly. Lineage: Eukaryota; Dinophyceae; Prorocentrales; Prorocentraceae.
AUGUCCCAGACCCGAUCUAAGAAGGAUGUGCAGGACCUCGCCGCCACCCUGGGGAAGGUUAGCUUCGCGGCUGGCAGUAGCUCUGGGACUGGCAUUCGUGGCAAGCGGCAGUUGGGUCGUGGGCGCUCCGAUCCUGAAGCCCCUCACCGCAAGAUCCAAGCACUUGAAGACCCUGAGCCCGAGUUCCAGGACUGUGGAGAUGCAGCAGGUGGAGACCAGGAUGCAGUGCAGCCGAAAGACACAGUCCUCGUCCCUCUCUUCACGCCCCCGCGGGAGGUUCGGACGAACAUCCUGGAGCACGAGCUGCACGCCGCGACCGACCUCAGGAUCGCCCCCGCGAUCGCCACGUGGCUCUCGGAUGGCAACCUGGAGCCCGGCGAUUGGCAGGUGGACGGCGAAGCGGUGUCCAAGAGGUUCUGCAUCCAGCUCCGUGGGCAGCGUUCUUACGCUUCCAAGCGGGCUGGGCAAGCCCUCGGUGCUUUGCGGCCCCAGGUGGAGAUUUCCCUCGGCCCCGACAAGAACCCCAAGAUGAUCUCCAGGGAGCUGGGCUGCAAAAGGAUUGCCAGUAUGCUCGUGGAGCCGUGCCCAUCCAGGAAAUUGUACGUCGACCGCGAGAAGGGUAUCAUCAGUACUGAUGCUCGCAACCGUCUGGAGCGAUUUGGAGAUUGCGCCCCUGCGACCGCCUGCGCCAGCCCCGGCCGCAGCAGCUGCUGCCGCGUCAACCGCUGCCCGUGCAGCCGCGGCGUGCCGCGCGGCGCUAGCAGCUGGCGCCUGGCGCUCUGCGCCGUCCGCGCUGCCAUCUCGCGCACGUGUGGCGGCCGCAGCUGCGCCCGCUGUCCAGCCGCGGUCCAAUCUGGCGAGCGCCGCGCCACUGCCGUCGUGCUGCUAUUGCCAGCGACCCCGGUUGACGACGAGGUCUUCGUGCAGACCUGGAUCCCGAGCAACCUGGACCAGUUCGCCGACGGCGCCUACAUCGAGCGGGAGAUCAAGCGCCGAGACCGGGGCGAGGAGGUGCUCUACGAGCGGCUCCUCGCGGCGCCGUCGCGCUGCUCCGCGGAGGCGCCAGAGGCCGUGAGGACGCAGCGCCGGCAGCAGCUCGAGGUCGCCGAGGACGCUGGCGGCGGGGACGCCGAGGAGGCUUCCUCCUCGGACGAGGACGGCGAGGAGGCCGAGUCCACCAGAAAGAAGGGGGACGGCCACAAGCCCGAAGGCAUGUCGAAGGCGGAGUGGAAGGCGCUUGUGAAGGCCGAGCGCGCCGACGCCCGGAAGGACACAAUGAAGUCUCGGGACCACGGUAUGCAGGCGACGCUCAGUUACCGUGCCCUGAUCGCCCUCUGCUCGUCUGGCAUGGGCGCUCCCAAGGGUACCGAGGGCGCCAAUUCAUACUACUGCAACGGCGGCUGGGAAGGAAAAGGCUAUGGUGGCACGUCUUCCAAUUGCGGAGGCGGUGGAGGCGGCAUGGGCGGCUUUGGCAACGUGCUUGGGCAGUGGAGUGGCAUGGUUGAUAGCAUUCGGGCCUUUGGUGAGAUUGGCUGCAUCAGCAGUGUCAUUCGUCAAGCAGAUCAGGCUACCGUUGCAGGCAUCUCACCACCCACUGCCGGUGCUCACCAAGCCGUCCAAGGCGUGGCGACGAACAGCCAGCCCGCUCGUGAUCUGGCUCUGGCGCAUACCAGUGUGAUGAGCGGGGCCCAAGGAUCUGACAGCAAGCUUCAGCAUGCGAUCAAGAGGUUGGCGGAAGCAGCUGGCCUCGCAGCGAACUCGACAAGCGACCUGGAGGACAAUCCCGUCAUCGAGCGCAUGCGUUCCGAGCUGGCGGCGACGCAGCCGGAGAUCACAGGCCGCUCCGACCAGCUGCAGACCAUCCAGACCUCGACGGCGACGACCUCCAACGGCGUGAGGGCCGUGAGAAGCAUGCUGGAAGGCAUGUUCAGCGGCGGCAGCGAUCACGGAACAGGCCCGCAUCAGUCUCAGCCUGGACAUUCCGCUCGGCCCCUCCAGGCCGUGCACGCUGCGUCUGCUCUUGUCUUCCUGGCCAGCGUGAAUCUUGCCCAGCAUGAGUUGGCCCUCAGCUACCUGGGUAUCUCCAGGAAUCGCGAGGAUGUCAAGUCCUACGCGACUCAGUGCCAGACGCAGGGCGCUUUUUUUUUGCUGUGCAUGGCGGGCGGGGAUUGGCGAGAAGAAGAGUGCCGACCAGUGGAUUCGCAAGUGCAGAAGCCUGGGUGCUAA